CCCCCCGUUAAGGUGCGCGCGUGGCUGGGGCUGGUCUUCCGCCUGGUGAGGGGCUACUUCCGGGUCGGACGGCGCUAGGUGCAGCCGCCGAGUGUGGUAGUGCUUGGCUGGCCGGGCUGCGGCCCGCGCGCGGCCGGCGAUGCAGGGGGGCAACUCUGGGGUCCGCAAGCGCGAAGAGGAGGGCGACGGGGAGGGGGCUGUGGCUGCGCCGCCGGCCAUCGACUUUCCCGCCGAGAGCUUGGACCCCAAAUAUGACGAAUCUGAUGUUCCAGCAGAACUCCAGGUGUUAAAAGAACCCCUACAACAGCCAACCUUCCCUUUUGCAGUUGCAAACCAACUCUUGCUUGUUUCUUUGCUGGAGCACUUGAGCCAUGUGCAUGAACCAAACCCACUUCGUUCAAGACAGGUGUUUAAGUUACUUUGCCAGACCUUUAUCAAAAUGGGACUGCUGUCUUCUUUCACUUGUAGUGACGAGUUUAGCUCAUUGAGACUACAUCACAACAGAGCUAUUACUCACCUAAUGAGGUCCGCUAAAGAGAGAGUUCGUCAGGAUCCCCGUGAGGAUAUUUCUCAUGUUCAGAAAAUCAGAUCAAGGGAAGUAGCCUUUGAAGCACAGACUUCACGUUACUUAAAUGAAUUUGAAGAAGUUGCCAUCUUAGGAAAAGGUGGAUAUGGAAGAGUGUACAAGGUCAGGAAUAAAUUAGAUGGUCAGUAUUAUGCAAUAAAAAAGAUCCUGAUUAAGGGUGCAACUAAAACAGAUUGCAUGAAGGUCCUACGGGAAGUGAAGGUGCUGGCAGGUCUUCAGCACCCCAAUAUCGUUGGCUAUCACACUGCAUGGAUAGAACAUGUUCACGUGAUUCAGCCACGAGGUAAGCCGUUUUUGAUGACGGUGGUAGUUGAAGCAUUGGCAAACUUCAGCCCGUGGACUAAAUCUGGCCUGCCCUUGUGUUUGUACAUACUACAAGCAGACAGAGCUGCCAUUGAGUUGCCAACUCUGGAAGUACUCUCCGACCAGGAAGAGGACAGAGAACAAUAUGAUGUUAAAAAUGAUGAAAGUAGCAGCUCAUCCAUUGUCUUUGCUGAGCCCACCCCAGAAAAAGGAAAACGCUUUGGAGAAUCUGACACUGAAAAUCAGAAUAACAAGUCGGUGAAGUAUACCACCAGUUUAGUCAUAAGAGACUCUGGUGAACUUGAGUCAACCCUGGAGCUCCAGGAAAAUGACUCGGCUGGUUUGUCUACCGGUUCAAUUGUGGAACAGCAGCUGCCACUCAGGCGUAAUUCCCACCUAGAGGAUAGUUUCACAUCCACCGAAGAAUCUUCCGAAGAAAAUGUCAACUUUUUGGGUCAGACAGAGGCCCAGUACCACCUGAUGCUGCACAUCCAGAUGCAGCUGUGUGAGCUCUCGCUGUGGGACUGGAUAGCCGAGAGAAACAAGCGCAGCCGGGAGUGUGUGGACGAGUCUGCCUGUCCUUACGUUAUGGCCAAUGUUGCAACAAAAAUUUUUCAAGAAUUGGUAGAAGGUGUGUUUUACAUACAUAACAUGGGAAUUGUGCAUCGAGAUCUGAAGCCAAGAAAUAUUUUUCUUCAUGGCCCUGAUCAGCAAGUAAAAAUAGGAGACUUUGGUCUGGCCUGCACAGACAUCCUACAGAAGAACACAGACUGGACCAAUAGAAACGGCAAGAGAAUACCAACACAUACGUCCAGAGUGGGUACUUGUCUGUACGCUUCACCUGAACAGUUGGAAGGAUCUGAGUAUGAUGCCAAGUCAGAUAUGUACAGCUUGGGUGUGAUCCUGCUAGAGCUCUUUCAGCCAUUUGGAACAGAAAUGGAGCGAGCAGAAGUUCUAACAGGUUUAAGAACUGGUCAGUUGCCGGAAUCCCUCAGUAAAAGGUGUCCAGUGCAAGCCAAGUAUAUCCAGCACUUAACGAGAAGGAACUCAUCGCAGAGACCAUCUGCUACUCAGCUGCUGCAGAGCGAACUUUUCCAAACUUCUGGAAAUGUUAACCUCACUCUACAGAUGAAGAUAAUAGAGCAAGAAAAAGAAAUUGCAGAACUAAAGAAGCAGCUAAACCUCCUUUCUCAAGACAAAGGGGUGAGGGAUGACGGAAAGGAUGGGGGUGUAUCUGUCUAACCUUCCUCAGGCUGUAUCUGUAGGAUGUAAGUGGACUUAACUUUUAAGGUAGUUAACUGGAAUGUAAAUUUUUAAUCUUCAUUAGGGUAUAGUUGGUAUAAUUCUUAGCUGUAUUUAGUAAGCCUUUAGAAGACUUAUUAAAGAUGUCAGAGUGCCCCAAGCUGGUGCUCCUUCCUUUCCUGCCUCACAAGCUCCGUUUCCUGAAUUUCCUACCUAAAUAUCACCAUAUGCCCAGUCUCUGAAACAAAAAUCUUGGACCUCAUCCUCAAUUAUUUUCUCCUUUCAACUCUGUUGACCCUCUGUCUGGUCUUUAUCUAGAAGGUUCUACCGCAGAAAUUGACGUGUGCCCCUGUCACUGCCCAAGCUCAGGCCUGCACAUACAUACUCACUGGACUGUUCCAGUUUUGACAGCUGCCAGUCUUCCUACCCCUUUCGCACUGCAGCCGAAGUUCAUUACCUGAAAGACGCCUGAUCAUUUCAUUCCUUGGCUCCAAACCUUCUGCUGCCUCUAAGAUAAAAGCUCAACUUCUUAACAGUG
Piliocolobus tephrosceles (Ugandan red Colobus) is the source of this 2669-nucleotide messenger RNA. It is a transcript of the gene EIF2AK1, whose product is annotated as eukaryotic translation initiation factor 2 alpha kinase 1. Gene Ontology annotation, cellular component: nucleus; cytoplasm. Lineage: Eukaryota; Metazoa; Chordata; Mammalia; Primates; Cercopithecidae. Gene Ontology annotation, molecular function: eukaryotic translation initiation factor 2alpha kinase activity; ATP binding. The coding region runs from base 140 to 2131 and encodes 663 amino acids. The transcript is spliced from 15 exons. The record is from RefSeq and is a predicted model, not a curated record. Gene Ontology annotation, biological process: regulation of translational initiation by eIF2 alpha phosphorylation.